This is a messenger RNA of Trichoplax adhaerens, 363 nucleotides long. RefSeq lists its product as uncharacterized. The record is from RefSeq and is a predicted model, not a curated record. The coding region runs from base 1 to 363 and encodes 120 amino acids. NCBI's taxonomy places the organism in Eukaryota, Metazoa, Placozoa, Uniplacotomia, Trichoplacea, Trichoplacidae. The transcript is spliced from 3 exons.
AUGUACUGCACUACCUUACUGGAGGGGCUUUAUCAUGUAAUCAAGAAUCGAAAAGGCAUGAAACCGAGGCAAUCCUUUAACAUGACUUCUACAGCAUCUUUUGCGAUAAUAGCUAUAGUGGUUGUGCCCGUAAUCCUAUCAUCGGUAUACUACAAGCCUCAAUCCUGUUCUGAAGUCAAGCAAUAUCUAAAGCCUUCUGAGAGCGGUUACUUUACGUUAUAUGAUUCUGGUGGCAACUCAUUUAAAAGCUUCUGUGAUUUUCAGCCGAAACACUGGUUUACUUGGACUUUUCUUGAAUCGUUAAUAAUAAAGAUUGGCCAAUAUCAAGAGGUCGAGCCGAUAUGCAUGAUGCUGUAUCAUUAA